ACGACUACAAUUGUUGACUUCAACGGUUACACUCUUCGGGAUUCUUUUUGUACCCUUCUCCAACAAGAUCACUUCUACGCGAUUAUUCUCUUCCCAGAUUGUCACGCUGAAUGGCCGACCGGAGCUCCCCGCCCAGCCAUCGUUCCGGCUCUGACGACUUAUCAGAUGAAUUCCAUCCAGCAUUCGAAUACUUCAACAACGACGAAUAUGACGACAACGAUGACAUGGACUACGAACCACCAAGGGGUCUAGAACACUUGUUUUUCGAUCUUGCUGAAGAGGACGUCAACGACGAUGACGAUGAAAAUUAUGAAGAGGAAGAGCCUGAGGAAAGCGAGGAUGAUGACGAGGAAGAGGACGAAGGGCAUGGUGAAAACAGAGUUUACCAAGGAAACAUACAAAUCGAGUUGACCGUGGGUCCGAUGGGUGAUGAGCAGACGGGAGAUGACGAGCAGCGGUCUCGACAAGCAAGAGCAACUACAGCCCAAGUGAUACGACUUCUCGGCGGCGGAGGCUUUCGGCGUCUCCUUCAGUCUCGCGGGGUUUUUGGCGGCGGUGCUUUCGUUGUCGAUGAAGAGGAUGAUGAGAACGAUGACGAUGACUUUGGUGGUUAUUCAUCUCUUCGUUUUCGUCGGCGGAGACGAAACCGUACGGCGCGUCACGCGUAUCCGAAUGUCCCCAGCGAGAAUGGAAUAGCAUUGAUGAAUUCUGGAUUGUACGGCAAUAAUCCCAAUUAUGUGGAUGAAGCGAAGAGACGCAAGAAGAAAUUGGCUACGAGAAUUAUGUGGCGUGAGCUCGGUAUUGGAUCACCAGGAGAAAGAAAACGAGAUUCAGGCUUGGUGUUUCAGGACUUGAUACCAUCAACCACGGCAGAAAAGAUCAUCUACUAUAAUGCGCGAUGUUACUCUGGCCAAUUUUCGGACGACGGGAAUUUCUUCUUUAAUUGCGGACAGGACUUCAGAGUGCGCAUGUACGAUACCGCUAAUCCCCAUGAUUGGAAAUACUACAAAACCGUGCGAUUUAUAGGAGGACAAUGGACAAUCACAGACGCCACACUUAGUCCCGACAACAGAUAUCUUGCGGCAAGCUCGAUCCAGAGACAAGUCACGCUAGCAGCCACGGAUCCUAAUGACAAGUCCGAACCUAUGCUACUCGAUUUUUCCGCAAAUCGGGGAGAAGAUUGGGGUGGUUUUGGAAUAUGGUCUCUCCGCUUUUCCGGUGACGGACGGGAGAUCGUCGCUGGUACAUCCGAUAAAUCCGUGGUUGUAUAUGACAUCGAGACACAACAGGGUAUACUUCGAUUGCGAAAACAUGACGAUGACGUGAAUGCAGUCUGUUACGGAGACUCGUUAUCACCGCAUAUUCUCUAUUCCGGCUCAGACGACACCACAAUCCGCGUCUGGGAUCGACGUUCCAUGAACGACAGUCGCGAAGCUGGGGCUUUUGUAGGUCAUACCGAAGGCUUAACCUACGUCGACAGCAAAGGUGACGGUCGUUACGUUCUAUCAAACGGCAAAGACCAGACGAUGAAGUUAUGGGAUUUGCGGAAGAUGGUAACCACCGAGCAAUUCGAUAAAAUUAACAUUACUCAUUACACCACUGGAUUCGACUACCGAUACAUGCCUUACCAUGACGAGGAUUAUACGCCGCACCCCCACGAUUGCUCCGUUGUGACUUAUCGAGGACAUCAAGUAUUACAGACGCUGAUUAGAUGCCACUUUUCUCCGCCAUCUAGUACAAACUCUCGAUAUGUCUAUACCGGAAGCGCCGACGGUAAAGUGUAUAUAUACAAUAUAGACGCAACGCUAGCGGCAGUCAUUGAUGUUGGCGCCAUUACAUCAACUCAUAGAGAACCCCGUGAAUUAGAAGAUCUCGCCCACUGGGGAUGGGGAAUGUCUGAUAAUGCUUGGAGGAACGUUGUACGUGAUGCAAGCUGGCAUCCAUCAGCACCUGUAUUAGCCGCAACAUCCUGGAAUGGCUACGGAGCAUCCUCAGGAACAUGCACCGUCCACUCAUGGAAUGAUUCAGCCCCUGAAGACGAGGGAUAUCCGCCCAUGGGCUUGAGUUAUGACGAAAAACUCAAACCAUCACGUAGAUCAAACAGGUCGUCUGGCGGUCAUAGAUUUGUAUACGACUCUGAUUGAUUUACUUUUUUAGAUGCUGCUAUUCCCUAGUCGGAUGCAUGAUACACUUGUUUAUGAUACAUACGGUCGCCGAGCGCAAACUACUGACGAAUCCUCGCUUUUUGUUCUGUAUAGACGGUCGAGGGGAACUAGAGAAUGCUCUUUGAAAUGUUUUUAGCUUUUCGAUUAUUAUACAUACAUACUCUUCAUGCAUCAGUCGCGGUACAGCGACGGAAAUGGAUGGCCAUUCCAUUCAAUAAGAUUCGCAUUAAAAAAGUUCGACUGUGUAGGUAUAUAAGAAACUGCCUUUGCCCAUCACCCUAUUAAGAUAAGAACUCCUGAACUGUUUGAAUGCAUGUGUCGGCGCGUGUGUAAGGUUAUUUUGUGAGUAUGCGGGUUGUAUGGUGUGUAUGGUGUGGCUGUCGGAUUCAUAUCGGGUUGAAUCGAGCACGCAUGAUAAAUCGAUUAUUCCAAUCUCUGCCCUCCGUGCGCUUUCCCCUUCGAAUUAUUUAACAUCAUAUCGUUGUGCGUCUAGCCGACCAAGACGUUGUUGACGGGGAUGUGGA
Talaromyces stipitatus ATCC 10500 is the source of this 2689-nucleotide messenger RNA. RefSeq names its product WD repeat protein. NCBI's taxonomy places the organism in Eukaryota, Fungi, Ascomycota, Eurotiomycetes, Eurotiales, Trichocomaceae. Gene Ontology annotation, molecular function: protein binding. The coding region runs from base 111 to 2144 and encodes 677 amino acids. The record is from RefSeq and is a predicted model, not a curated record. Gene Ontology annotation, cellular component: Cul4-RING E3 ubiquitin ligase complex. The transcript is spliced from 6 exons. Gene Ontology annotation, biological process: proteasome-mediated ubiquitin-dependent protein catabolic process.